AUGAAUAAAAUCAAGCCAUUCAUUUAUGGACCUAAAACUGAUAAUACACCAGAUUAUUACAAUCGAGUUCGUUAUAUUCGAGAUUCGUGUAAAGUAUUUUCUGAUGUUUGGAAAUCAGAUAAAGAUUACUUAAAUAAAAGUAUUGAUAGUGAAAUAUCAAAAGCAUUCAAAGAAUUUCGUCAAGGUGAAGUUGCACGAAAUUAUCGAUCUCCAUAUGGACCAAAUGGCGCUCCAUCGGUUUUAAAUCGAACUAUUGAUGAUUUAAUUCAAAUACAUGAAUUUAUUGAUUCAAGAAGAAAAGAAUCUCUUGAUUCAAUUAAAAAAAUUAUUGAACAAGCAAGAGAUAAACAAGCUAAUAUUCGUCAAACAAUGACUGAACUUAAAGAGAAUUAUGAAAAAUCUCAACGAAAAUUAGAAACAGCUGAUUCUAAUUUAAAAAAAUUUCAAACUCGAUCUGAUCGUUUAACAUUAUCCAAUUUUGAUGAACGUUCUAAUGAAUUAGAAGAUAUUCGUACAGAAUGUGAACAAGCACGAACAUUAGCACAUGAUACGUAUGCAACAGAAACAUAUAAAAUUGCAAAUGAAGAACAUUAUUUAACCCAAAAUAUCUUUUCUCAAUAUUUAUUUGAACAAAAUAAUUAUUAUUCACAAAUAUCAAAAUAUUUAUCAUCAAGAAUUCCAAUUAUUGAACAAAGAUUAGAAGAAGAUGAAUUAACACCUCCAUUUAAAUGUGAUUUAAUAAAACAUUGUUCGAAAAGAUAUGAUACAUUAUUAGCUUAUCCUAUUGAAAUAUGUAUUCAACUUUUAAAAAAUAGUGUCAAUGAAGAAGGUCUUUUUCGUAUAGCAGCAGCGAAUGGAAAACAAAAAAGAUUAGUUGCUGAACUUGAUUUACAAUCUAUUGAUAGAGCUACUUCAUUAAAUGAACUUGGUUAUGAUCCACAUGUUCCUGCAAAUACACUUAAACAAUAUUUAAGAGAACUUCCAGAUUGUUUACUUACAUCUGCACUUUUUCCACAAUGGAAUGAAAUUCCUCUACUCAGAGAACCGGAUCGUGUUCCACGUAUUGGUCAAUUAAUAAAUCAAUUACCUAAAAUAAAUUAUGAAAAUCUCCGUUAUUUGGUUCGUUUCUUAGCUCGUGUAACUCAAUAUCAAUCUGAAAAUAGGAUGACACCAGAAAAUUUAGGUAUUUGUGUUGGAUGUAGUAUAUUAUAUCCAAAAGAUCAGUCAUCAAAUCCAUAUGCAAGUGCUUCAACUAUUCUUGAACUUAUGAUUAUUCAUCAUAAACAAUUCUUUCCAAAUUCUUCUCAACAAGAUCAAUCAGUAAAACCAAUUAAAUCUCAACCUGAUCUUAUUCCAACAGAAUUUCAUUCCAAAAGUCGAAGUGGUUCAAAUGAAAAUUUAUUAGAUACACAAUCAUUAUCAGGAUUUCCGCAUCCAUCUCCUAGUACACGACGAAAAAAUAAAGCUCCACCUCCACCUCCAUCUUCAUUAUCUCAACCAAUACAAACUGAACAAACUUCUCCUGAUCAAACAUCAACUCCAUAUUUAACAGGUAAUCGUAUUAAACUAAAAAAAGAAGCAAAAGAAACAAAAACCUUAACAUCGAAAAGUACCGAAGAAUCAUCUCCAUCAUCUAAUCAAGUCAACAAUUUACGCAAAAUAUUUACUAGAGUGCCAAGUUCAUCAAGUUUUACUCCAAGUGAUCGAGGUCAUGUGCGUACAUUAAGUGAUGGAAUACAAUUAGAUCGUCCAGGAGCACCACCACCUCUUCCGCCACCGGUUGUUGUUGUUGCUUCACCAAUUAUUCGAUCAAAAGAUAGAACUUCCAUUUCAUUACCAGCUACUAUUAAUAAUAAUAAUAAUAAUGAAUAUGAAGGAAACAUCUCAUCAGUAGAAGAAAAAUCAAUUGAAAGUGAUUCAUCAACAGAUCAAGUAAAUCCUGCUCCUCCACCGCCACCACCACCAGUAACUGAUGGUGUUAAAGUUGGAAAAUUAAUUUCGGAAUUAAAUAAUCGAAUGGCUGCUGCCAAAUUAAAUAAUGCUCAACCAAAUACUAUUCGUGCUUCUUCUAUUCGAAAUAGCACACUAAGUACACCUGGAGAAACAACUGAUUUCUAG
This is a messenger RNA of Adineta steineri, 2118 nucleotides long. The record is from the annotation of a GenBank genome assembly. NCBI's taxonomy places the organism in Eukaryota, Metazoa, Rotifera, Eurotatoria, Adinetida, Adinetidae.